This is a messenger RNA of Staurois parvus, 696 nucleotides long. The record is from the annotation of a GenBank genome assembly. Lineage: Eukaryota; Metazoa; Chordata; Amphibia; Anura; Ranidae.
AUGGAAGAGGCUGCGGAUGAAGCUUCAUCAAAGAUGAAAGACUCUCAACUUGGCAAAGAACUUGAUGGACUCAUCAAAGAAACCAUGGAAGAACUGAGCAAUUAUGCUGAAGAUCUAAAGAGCAAGGUUGGUCCCAUGGCUCAAGAUGCUAACCAACGAUUUACUGAUGAGAUAUCUGCUCUUGCUGACAAGCUGAAGAACGACAUGGAGGACACCAAGACAAGAGCCAUACAGUACUCUGGAGAUCUGAAAUCCAUGUUCGAUCAGAACAUCGAAGAUGUCCAAGGAAAGGUUAGUAUGUACAUGAAGAAACUAAAAAAACGCCUUGCGAAGGACAGCGAAGACCUCAAGAGUAAACUCAACCAGUAUGGAGAUGACCUGAGCAAGAGCACCCAGGAGAAAGUGGAAAAUCUCCGCAAAAAUGUGGAGCCAAUUGUUAACAAUUUGAAGAAGAAAGGACAACAGCGCCUUCAGUCUCUGAAAGAUGCCAUGGAUGAGCAAGGAAAACAGCUGAGAGAUCGAUUUGCCUCAGUGGCCAAGGACGUCCAAAGCAAAGUUAAAAAGAUGGCCUCAGAUGUGAAAAGCAGCGUGGACAAACUGUCAGACCAGGUGCGCAAAUGGUUCAACCCCUCUGUAGAAAACCUCCGUAACCAGCUUCAGAACCUGGCCAAGAGCUUGCCACCCAAGAAACAGUAA